AUGCCUCCGGCUCUGGCUCCGCUUCCGUAUCCUUACUCUUCUAUACCGGGUUCGAUCACUCCCACUCCUCAACACAACUCCCAGUCCGGAACGUAUCAAAAGCAGCAACAACAACAGCCUCUGGAUAUCACUUCUAAUAAACUCCAUCAUCACCGGACCGCUCCUUGGAGGGUCGGUCUACCAACACCUCCCAGCGAAAUGAUGAACGGGGUUGCCUAUAACGCCUAUCUUCCUCCAAAUCCACUUACCACUACUGCGACGACCACCCCAGGCAGCUAUGGCAACAAUCGAAAUGGACUCCCGAUGCACUCCAAGCCCCAAUACCAACUAGCCUCCGCCAAGCCUGCCGAAUCAGGCAGUCAGAAGAAGUCUUCGCUCCCCUCAUAUUUGCAGAUUCCCUCGUCCAUCAGUGACACCAAUGGUAACCUUGCAGAAUUUGCAGCUCAGAUGACAUGUCUGUUCUGGUUCGAGAGUACAGCUAAGUUGAACGCCAUUGAGAACCGCCUGGGCAGCCUCCCAACACUCGUUCCUGAAGUCACACCCGCAUUGGGAUUCCAGAAAUGGGUGACCACGGUCCUGUCGACAACGCAAGUGAGCCAAAACGUCAUCUUGUUGGCCCUCAUGUUCAUCUACCGGCUGAAGAAAUUCAACUCGGGCGUCAAAGGGAAGAGUGGAAGUGAAUUCAGACUGUUGACGAUUGCUCUGAUGCUUGGAAACAAAUUUUUGGAUGACAACACUUACACUAACAAGACGUGGGCUGAAGUGUCGGGGAUAUCGGUGCAGGAGAUUCACAUCAUGGAAGUUGAGUUCCUGAGCAAUAUUCGAUACAACCUCUUUGCAUCCGCAGAGGAGUGGACCGAGUGGCAUUCCAAAUUGAGGCGGUUCUUUGAGUUCUACCACAAGGCUUCUUUGGUCCCCGAGGGCAGUGAACAACUGCUUCCCAAGACUCCUCCUGCGCUCCGCAUCUCUCCCAGCUUGGGAUCUACGCCUCCGUUGCCGUCCUUGUCUCCUGGCUCAAAGCUCCCGUCGCCCCCGGUAAACGAGUCGUUGCGUGCCCUGCCAAACUGGAAUGCUCCCAUGAACAAUGGCUCGUAUGCGCCUCUCCCUCGGCUUGGGAAUGAGAUACCGUCAUCCGUCAGUUCCCGAAAGCGGAGCCGUGAUGAACCGGCGGAGGAGCAUCCGAUGAAGCGAGUAGCAGUAUCUACCAACCCUCCUGUCGCAACCCUUCCGCCAUCUUCCGCUCUCCCCAGUAUCCCGACGCUUCCGCCGGUGUUGACGCCGACUUCUGCUCCAGCUUCGCAGGCACCAAUGGCAAGACCAGUUUCCCAGCUCCCACGACCCAACAUCCCAGUCUCCUCCAACCUGGCUCCUAGCGUUCCCUCUUCCCUCUCACAUCAACUCCCUCCGGUCUCUGUCCGGACGGGACCUUCGUCGUACAACACACCGACGUCAGCGUCGAACUGGGCUCCACAGAUGCCGUCGACCACCGUACCGUCCAUGUCGAACGGCAUGUACACUACGCCUAUGUCUCUGCCGGACCCGGGACGACACCACCUCGGCGUUACUUCGGCCACCGUCUCGCCGGCGCUGUCAGCGUAUUCCGUCCACACAUCUCCAACCCAUCUGUCACCGUCUUUCUGGCUGGCGAAUCGCAACUCCCCCUAUCGCCCUGUGCGGUCCGUCAACACCCUGUUGAUUCCUCCGCCGUCUGCAUCGCUUCAGCAAAACCGACCUGUUCCCUAUGAUCAUAUGCACUAUCAACCAUUGGGAAAGCCAGCGGCGGAGCGCAGAACUGGCCUAGUGCCUUAUCUUCACCAGGACGCAUGGCCUCAGGGACCCAUCGCUCAGCCUGUUUUCCAUCCCACUCCGAAAUACUCGGGUUGAGAUCCCCAUUUUUACGCAUUUUUCACGAUUUAUCUUACGACGUUUCGGAUACAAGAUGUCUUUUUUACUUUCUAGGUGUAUAUUCUUUUCUGUUGACUUAUUUCUUUGCUUACGACCUGGGAUUAUGGCGUUGAACAUCAUAGAUGGUUAGGUUAUCUGUCGUCUUUUACUUUCUACUCUUCUUUUUCUCUUCACUCUGCUUUUGUCAAGAGUAUGUCAAGGGCAAUUUGUUCAGUUCUAUCUCAUUCUAUGGAAGGGUGUCGCAUGAUUAUGGCGUUGCAUAUCUUACUAUUUUCUUGUUGCUAUACAUUUUUUAUGUAUAUCUAGCUGCAUUUGCAUUGUAUGAUCGGGUGACUAAAAUUCAACAAACCUCCAGAUAUAAGGAUAAUUGCCUGGGGAUAUUUAGAUGUACAACAAUUUUGAAUGCG
This is a messenger RNA of Aspergillus ruber CBS 135680, 2312 nucleotides long. Its product is annotated as putative mucin. The record is from RefSeq and is a predicted model, not a curated record. Gene Ontology annotation, molecular function: cyclin-dependent protein serine/threonine kinase regulator activity; protein kinase binding. Bases 1 to 1884 code for a protein of 627 amino acids. Gene Ontology annotation, biological process: regulation of cyclin-dependent protein serine/threonine kinase activity. Gene Ontology annotation, cellular component: cyclin-dependent protein kinase holoenzyme complex; nucleus. Lineage: Eukaryota; Fungi; Ascomycota; Eurotiomycetes; Eurotiales; Aspergillaceae. The transcript has 3 exons.